GAUACCAGCGCCUGCGUGCGCUCCGUGGUUGGCUGCGGCUCUCUUGGCCAUUACGUUAUGCUUACUCCACACACACAGGCAGCUGGAGAGAGGGAAGACGUAAUGGUUUGAUUCCCUGUGCACUUGCAAUGGUCGUCGUUCUGACAUUACUCGGCAGAUUCCUCAAACGGAAGGUGCAAUGAAGGCGGGGGCAUCGUCCAUGUGGGCGUCAUGCUGUGGGCUGCUGAACGAGGUGAUGGGCACGGGCACGGUGCGGGCGCAGCAGCCGGGGUUCGGAGCAGGGGCGGGGCCCUUCCGCUUCGCCCCCAGCGCUGGGUACUCCACCUACCCCCCCACCAGCUCAGGGAGCGCCGGACAGCUAUGCAAGGCCUGUGGACUGGCCUUCUCUGUCUUCAGACGCAAGCACAUCUGCUGUGAUUGUAAGAAGAGUUUCUGCGCCCUGUGCUCGGUGCUUCAGGAGAACCUGCGCUGCUGCACAACCUGCCACUUGCUGCGCGGCACGGCUUUCCAGAGGCCUCGGCUCAUGCAGCUCCGAGUGAAAGACCUGCGCCAGUACCUGCUGCUGCGCAACAUCCCUACCGACACAUGCAGGGAGAAAGAGGACCUGGUGGACCUGGUGCUCUGUCAUCAGGGGACGAGGGAAACAGCCAGACCGGUGGUGGAAGAGGACGAGGAGGAGGAGGAGGAAGACGAAGAGGACACACAUGAGGAGGAGGAUGAGGAGGAGGAAGAUGAAGGGGGAGAUGACACAGACAGUCUGCACUCGCUCCCCCACUCGCGUGCCGCCUCGCCCCCCUCCGCCACGCGCUCCACCUCUGAACAGUCGGUCCUCUCCGCCUCUCAGGGAGAAGUGCUCAGCCCAAGUGACAGCUCAGGGACCACCAGCCAGGAGCAGGAAGAUACUCCAACAGCGUCUCUCUUGAACUUGGAGCCCACUGAAAAUUUCAUGGAGGUCAGUCCGGCAACACAGAGGAGGAUCAGGGCCUCGCUGUCUGAUCUGGACAAUGAAGAGGCGAUAGAAAACCUCUCCGUGCGCCAGCUGAAAGAGAUUCUCGCCAGGAACUUUGUCAAUUACUCCGGCUGCUGCGAGAAGUGGGAGCUGCUGGAGCGAGUGCAUCGACUCUACAGAGAAAACGAGCAGAACAGGAAAUCCAUGGAAAAUGUGAGCAUAACUGCAGUGGUUGCAUAUCCUCCACCUCUCUGCAACAGUGGAGUUGGAGAUGGUGUCAGAGCUCAGCUGGCGGCUGAUGAAAACUUGUGUCGCAUCUGCAUGGACGCCAUCAUCGACUGCGUGCUGCUGGAAUGUGGUCACAUGGUAACCUGCACCAAAUGUGGGAAGAGAAUGAGCGAGUGCCCCAUCUGCAGGCAGUACGUAGUGCGGGCCGUGCACGUCUUCAAGUCUUAAAACUCUGUGUGUGCAUCAGAGCGGCCCUCAGGCGUGCACGUGGCCCGAGCCCUGAAUUUAUCACUGAGGAUGAACUGCUGUGCAUGACGUCUCGCAGGGCCUAAUGCUGCAGCAGGCGCCAGCAACCUCCCGGUUCUUGAAACCAGACUGUUGCCUCUGGCCUACCACGGUUUGUUUUCCCCCCUUACUAACUCAUGUUCCAGCCCCACUUCUCCUCCCUGGUGGACCGUCAACAGCUGCACUGGGACACUCACUCUUUCUCUCUUUGGUCUGUUAAACACACAGCAGAAACCCCUGCCAUCACUUUCUACUCUCUAUUCUCUGUUUAGAUUUUACUCACAGGGGAGGCGGAGGGGGGAGAGGAAGUGGUCCCGUGGAUACUUGAAGCAGAUUGGGUUGUUCUGUGUGGCGAGGAGAAGCAGGGAAAAUAUAAGAUCCCAGGGUUAGAGUCAAUAUGGUUUACACAGUCAUGCCACAUGACGCCGUGUUAUCUCCCUCAGUGUUCCUUUAGGAUGUGCAAUAUCAGAAAAAAAAGAGACUUACAUGUGUUUUUAUUAAAUGUCUAUUUGUUAAUCUGAACACCACACGCACCGGGUCAUCUCACACAUGGUGCCAAACGUCAUGCCUUUUAAACGAUAUUUGGUUAAGAUUUCACCGUAUAUGAAUCUCAUAACCAGCAAGCUUGGUGUGAUAGUUAACUCUUUUUUUUUCUUUUAUGAAUUUUAGGAAAUAAAGUGUAUAGAAGUAAACAUUUGAACACUUGGCUGAGUGAAGGAUGUGAUUGUUUCCGCAUCUAAAACUAAAGUGGCAAUCUCGAAGAUUUCAGUCCUGGUUGAUUUGGCACAUAUGUACUUAAUACUGCAGGUUGCAGAGUUUUGGGGGCAGCAAGACAAACUAUUGUUAUUUUGAUAAUGGGCUUUUUCCAUCGUUCUGUGAGCAACUGCGAUCUGAUCUGAGUCCUCCGACCAAUACGACCACAUUGUAUGUCUAAUAUGACCGACAGGAGUGUUUUCUAAAGUAGCACCUCUACCAGACAAUGGAAUAGGUCGUAUAUGACCAUUAACAGUUGUAGUUUUAAACACAUGGUUAAGGUUGUGAAAUGGUCCCAGCUGCACCAAAACUCAUCGGUUGGUUUGGUAUAAGUUUCAUAGUAAGUUUGUUAAUAAUAUAAUGCCAUCUCAGAACCCUUCGACUAUCGGUCUGACGACGAGAAGUCCCUUGAGGCAAUGGCCAAUAUUUCGGGAGAUCCAGUGUAGCAAGCGCCUGUCAGGGCCAAGACGACUUCUCCUGUGCGCCGGCCAUUUUGUCUAAUCUCGAUACAGUUAUCUGCCUAUAAAUGCAAAUGAAUAAGUAAAAAAGCCAAUAUAAAGCUACGUCAUUGUCAGACGAUAAUCAGUGGGUUCCAACAUGGCUUUCAGCCGAUGCUUUCUGCCUCUCCACUUGGACUGUUUACCUGCUGCUCAAGCGUGAUUGUUCAAUGCUACUCAGACUACAAUGAGAAACCCGAACACAUCCGAUACUAAAAUCUUGUCUCGUUGCCCACAGAUUGUGCAUUCGUAUGCAGAUAUCUCUUUAUAGAUACUCAGUGUAAUGUGAAAUAUCUCAAGUGACAGAUCUCACAUAUGUCAUGUGAUAUACAUUGUUAACUUUUGGUCUCAUGUGGGACAUGAACAUCGGUAUUCUAGAUGACAGUCCUGUGUUUGUUUGACCACACCUUCCUAACACACUCGGUGGACUCUGCUGCUAUUUAUUUUAUGUCAUAUGUCUUCCUUCUUUGCCCCUGUUAUAAGUACUACUACCACAAGAAGUCACCACCUAACAAUAAACUUAGAUAUGGGUCAUAAAUGCUGCUUGUGCAAACAACCUAUGUGGUCUUAUUUUGAGGAACAUUCAAUACGUUGCACACAGCAUUAGUCUGCGGAUAGCAGGGCACAGUAAAAGGAGUUGUUUGCCUUGCUAAGUUGGAGGUGUGCAGUCACCUGCAGCUCAUCAUCUAACAGCUCAGCUUCCUCAGCAGUCAGUAUUAAUCUCACUGAAAAACAUCUUGCAUUUCCUGUGACCCCUUCAUAAUAAAAGUCAACUUGUAUUUCGCCAGUUAAAGGUUUUUAAUGUGAAGCUGCAGCUGUAGGAAAUGUUCAAUUUACAUUAGCAGUGACGUAAUACAGCAUUUAUUCUGCGAAUGUCUCCCUUAACACCCAGUUUGUGAUACUGCAGAUAUAUAAAUAUUGCAAUACUUUUAUCAGUGAGUCAUAGGCUCAGUCACCAUUGUGUUACCUCAUUCAGUGACUUAACAAAGCAUUUAUUUAAAAGAAAAUCUUCGAGAUUAUUACUUUAAAUGCACAGAUGUGAUUUCUGCUGAAGACACAAAUAGUAAAAAACGCUGCUUGGUCGCACCACGUGCUGCACUACAUUCCUGUUACACCGAUUUAUUUAUUGAAAUCUGAACUCAAGGCCCCCUUGCUAGCUUUUUCCUGGGCUUUCAAAGUUCACAGGCUUCAUUAGGAAGACCACAAGAUAAGAAAAAGCUCAUAAGUGGACCUUGAGUGAAGAUUUUUUGUACUAUUUUUAUUUACAUUUUGAAGACUCACCCCUCUUUUAAUUUUAGAGGAUAAGUUCGAUAUUUUUUCAACCUAGAGUCUAUUUCCCAUGUUUUUGUGUCUAAAUGACAAAUGGAAACAACAGUUCUUUAAAUUGGUCCAGUAUUGAGUGGGAGAGCUGCAGCAAUCACUCAGGGCAUGUUUGCAGCAUAUGUCCACUAAAAGUGCUUGUUUUUGCCGCUGACAGGCUCGGAUUAUUAUUCAAAGUGUCUGACAGCAUUAUGGAAGGGACCCUACAGAGAUAGACGUUGUGUUAAAGAGUAAAAUCUUCUUUGUUUAACCAGAAACAGCCCCAAAAUCACCAUCGCCAAUUCCACCAGACUCCAUUCAAAUAAACAGUGAUUUUAGUGUGUAUGGAGCCAGCACAUUUUCCCAUCUGACCUAAUUUUUGUGAGUUUUAUUGCUUUCUGUCGACUUUGUUUACUUAAAUGGAGUCUGGUGGAUUUGUUAAUAGCUUUUUCGGGGCUGUUUCUGGCACAGCAAAAAAGAUGUUACACUUAAUUAAAAAAGUCUGUCUCUGUGGAGAUACUUUCUUUAAGUUUUAAAUGCUUAAAAUAAUAAUCUGAGCCUGUUACUGGCAAACACAAGCACUUUAAGUGGAUUGACAGUGCACUAAUGCCCCGAAGGGUUACAUUGCAGCCUGUUUUUCUGCCUUCGUCUGCAGCACUUUUGCUCAGUACUGUAACAAUUUAAAAAACUGUUGUUUCCUUCAGUCACUUAAACACAAAAACAUGGGGAAAAAAAGGUCCAGGUUGAAAAAAUAUAACAAACAUACCCUUUUAAAAACUGCCACCAAGCAAUACCAUUCAGUUUCCAAGUCUACCAAGUGUCUUUCUUUGAUUGUGUUGUCCGUUAAUGUGUCGAAUCUUAGGUGACAGGUGCUACUUCCUCUUUUCUGAGUGUAACAUCAACAUACCUGUUGUCAUGUUGUCAAGGCGUCCUUCCAAAUAUCCAUCACGCAGUAAGACGUAGAGGAAGCCCGGUUUACUUUAACCUGUUAUGCAAAGAAACACUUUUUUUUUCUUGUCAUGAGAUGCAGUUAAUUCAGAUGUCACUAAUCUGUGUGUAUCGUAUGCCUGUGGUAUGUUUAAAAAAAAAAAAAGAAGAAGAAGAAGCUGACUUGCUGUUAUGUGAAUCGCAUAGCUUAUAUUGUUGUUUACUGAUAAGUCAUUAAAUGUAUAUUUUUCCAUUUACUUGGGAGACGACAUGAUUUAAAGUUAUAGCUAAUAAAAUAAAAUAUACUGUUUUUCAGAAUGUAUCUCUGCUGGUUUUGGUCAGAAGAGUUCCUCAGCCCUCUGAUCGUGUCACUCUCUCACCAUUAAAGUUGCGUCAGUCAUGUUCUCGCUUUCUAGCACUCUUUGUCAUUGUCUGCUUCGGAUCCAAAACCGACACUGACACCAUGCACUGUAACCAACGCUGUAACUCUGUAAGUCUGUUUGUUGAUGCUGCUGUUUCUCAAAGAUGUCAUUCAUAGGCAGCUACAGUAUUAUCAGAGUAGGAGGUCAUCAUGAGCACUCAUAAUCCUGGAUCUUUAUAUUAUGGAAUGUUGAACCUUUUUAUUUUGGUAAACAAGAGAAGAUAAUUUAUUAGAUUCAAUAAAAUGCAGUACUACAAACC
This is a messenger RNA of Epinephelus fuscoguttatus (brown-marbled grouper), 5619 nucleotides long. RefSeq names its product ring finger protein 34b (gene rnf34b). Bases 179 to 1405 code for a protein of 408 amino acids. Gene Ontology annotation, molecular function: ubiquitin protein ligase activity. Gene Ontology annotation, biological process: proteasome-mediated ubiquitin-dependent protein catabolic process; negative regulation of extrinsic apoptotic signaling pathway via death domain receptors; protein K48-linked ubiquitination. The transcript is spliced from 8 exons. Lineage: Eukaryota; Metazoa; Chordata; Actinopteri; Perciformes; Serranidae. Gene Ontology annotation, cellular component: plasma membrane; cytoplasm. The record is from RefSeq and is a predicted model, not a curated record.